Molecule: messenger RNA, 1726 nt
Organism: Jatropha curcas
Lineage: Eukaryota; Viridiplantae; Streptophyta; Magnoliopsida; Malpighiales; Euphorbiaceae
Source: RefSeq, a predicted model, not a curated record
GCAAAUAAAAAAAUUGCGUUUAAAACUCUAAAACGACAAAGAAAUUAAUACAUCAAAUAUCCCAAUAUUUGCUAUUCACGUCACUUCUUGUUUGGCUAUAUUUGCACAUCAACAUUUUUGGCCUGCAAUUUCUUCAAGUUAUAAAAGAUCUAUCUCUUCGUAAUCAAAGAUGGAACCAGAAAAUAGUGUUUCCAGAGGGACUCAAGUUAAGCUAUAUUCAAUAAUUAAAGCCUAACAGCUUUAUUCCGUACUUAAAAGCCUAACCACUAUAUUCUUAGCUAUAAAACUCCCUCUUAUCCUCUUUGGAAGGACAGUUGACAUAUUCUACGGAAUACUAUUUUUCUUAUUAGUCUCAGUUUAAUUUUUGUAACUAACAAUCAUGUAUAUUCCUUAAAAGCCUUUUCGAAUCUUGAUACACCCUCAUCACAGGAAGAAACUCACCAUGGAAAUUGCUUCAAGUCUUCAUUUCACCUUCUUCAUGUUCAUGUUUCUGCUCCUUUUCGCAUUUUUUUUAAACAAACCAGAAUCCUCCUAUAGCUUCACCUCCAAGAACCGAAUUUACUCCAAGUUCGGUUCAGUUUUAGAAACCCAAAUACCAAGAAACCCCAAAAUCAAUGAUUACUCUGGUCCAACACCUAAACACCCGUUAGAUCCACUUACAAUACAAGAAAUCAAUAAGGUUAGAGCCAUUCUUUUAUCUUUCUAUAAGCCCUUUUUGUCUUCUAACAAGUUUCCUACUAUUCAUUCUUUAUCACUUGAUGAGCCUGAAAAGUCUUUAGUAUCGGAGUGGAAACAAGGUGACCCUUUCCCUCCUAGAAAAGGACUGGUAAUUGCAGUCUUGAAUGGUCAAACUCAUCUUCUCAAUGUUGACUUGGCUUUGGGCCAGGUCACAGCCCAUGAAAUCAACUCAGCUUCAGGUUAUCCUAUGCUGUCCAUGGAAGAUAUUUCAGCUGCAGUUCAAGUAGCACUGUCUUACAAGGAGCUGAACCAGUCUGCUAUAGCAAGAGGAGUUCACUUAUCAGAUUUGUCUUGCAUAACCCCCUCACCUGGUUGGUUUGGGUCUCAUGAAGAAGGAAGAAGGGUUAUUAAGGUCCAAUGCUUCUCUAGCCAGGGUACACCAAAUUUUUUCAUGAGACCACUUGAAGGGUUAACCAUGACAGUAGACCUUGACAAGAAAGAAGUGGUAAAAUUUUCUGAUACAGGGAGGGGAAUUCCAAUUCCAAAAGAAACAAAUACUGAUUACAGAUAUAUAGAACAAGAAAAGCGAAUUGAAAUGGACCCUAUAAACCCGAUAUCAAUGGAGCAGCCAAAAGGUCCUAGCUUUACAGUAGAAAAUGGACAUUUGGUUAAAUGGGCAAAUUGGGUUUUCCAUUUGAAGGCUGAUCAAAGAGAAGGCAUGGUUAUUUCUAGAGCUAUGGUUAAAGAUUCAGAGACUGGAGUGCUAAGAAGUGUAAUGUAUAAAGGGUUUUGUUCAGAAAUGUUUGUCCCUUACAUGGACCCAGAUGAGAAUUGGUAUUUUAAGUCAUAUAUGGAUGCUGGAACACCCUAUGUUCAGCCCGAUAUGAUUUGUCUGUUCGAAAGAUAUGCUGGGGAUAUUGGUUGGCGUCACUCCGAGAUUCCUGUUAAUGGUUUUAAGGUACCUAAAAUCAAUUACUGCAUAUUUUUGUUUGUGAAAUUAGAGUAUAUAUAUAAUAAGAGAGGGCACCAGCUCAAUUCAGGGGUUUGA